AUGGAUGACCUACUCCCUCAAAGAAUCGUUCGUAUCGCCCGACAACUCUCAGUAACCCCAGCCGAGCUCAUUGAGCCUGUCCUCGCCGACCUCCCAUAUCACCGUAUCCUCGACCUCUUGGGAACUCAGUAUGGGGCAAAUUCCCCUCACGGCACAUCCCUUCAGUCAGCUCUUAGCAACAGCAAAGCAUGGUCAGUACUACGCGAUCAAGACCUGGGCCUCUUAGCCAAAUUCUGGGUGGCUUUGAACAGACUCUCUUCGUUGUCAGAGGGACAGCUCGUUAUGGCGACGAAACCGGACUCUGAAUUUAGGCCUCGAAACGCCAAGGCUUCAUCCUCUGCUAUGCCGGACUGGCCACGCCCCACAGCUGUUCUUGGAGAUGACCUGGUGCGCGCCUUUUCCAGGAUGAUACUUCACAAAGAAAAAUUUCGGGAUCGUGGCACCAAGCUCUACGCCGUCAUACAGUAUCUGCCAAAACCCGAGGAUUCAACAGCUUUCCAACAUCCACGGACCGUUGCAGGUUUUCGCGCCAAAGGCUGGAAACCUGAUGACUGCGUCGAUAUUAUUCCGCGUCUUGUCGAGGCACAGAAACUUCUCAAUGAUCAAAAGGCAUCAGAGCUCCACCGUCUGGCCGAUCUUUACGAGCAGUUCCCAACGUACCUGAAGACCCCCUUGGCACCUCAGACCCCACGGAAGAACAUCGCGCAUGUUCCUCGGCAACUACGCUUGUACGCUCGAAGAUCGGGACGUACACUAUGGUCGUUUCGGUACGCCCACCCGAUACUAGUACCAUAUGACUGGUGUCUCCAGCUAUUCGAUGCUGUCAAUGAAGAGCUGGACUACUCUUUGGACCUGCAGAAGACGAGGAACGGCAUCCAAAGCAUUCGCACACUCGAAGAUACCCUCCCGCGCUUGACCUCGACCAAAGGGCUGAAGCUUCAAGAGCACAAGAACGCCAUGCCUAGUACUCCGGCAGAAUUGGAGUGGCUUGAGUCUUUUAUGCGUGUCGUUGAACAAAUGGAAAGCCAAUUUCCCGAACUAGCUUCAAGUAUCAAGGAGACUGCACUUCAGGCCCCCGAGGAUAAAAUUGACAGUCUUCCUGAAAUGGCCAGGGAUCCCCCAAGUGUUCUUAUGGGACCAUCCGACUUUCAACAUUUCAUUGCGAACUCACGACUGCAUGAUGUCGCAAACCAACUACGAUAUGAUUUUGACCUGUCGAAAAAGGCUGCAAAAGACGAAACAGAGCUGCCCAGCCUUCUCGCUCUUUACAUGCCUCCGUCCUCUUCAGCCGAGUCUAAGAGAGUUUCAUUCCACCUUUGGCCCAUCCUUGAUCCAGGUAUGCGCCAAUUGCUAUUCGAGCAGAUGAUUGAGACCAUCAAGACGAGACUCUCCGAUACGCCUUCAAUAGCCGCUAACGACGAUCCGUAUGACCGGGUGCACCGGCAUAUGCCAAUGGGCAGUCGCAAGCGAACUUGCUAUGUCUGCCGCAUGGUUCUCGAUAACCCGCAUCCUCAGCUGGGAUCGAUGUGCAUUCCCUGCGGAGAGUUUAACCUCGCGGAAAGAGCUCUGUCGCUACCCGAGAACUUGUCACUCAAGGACAAGACCGCCAUCGUGACUGGUGGGCGCGUCAAUCUCGGCUUCAACACGGCCCUGCGGCUGCUCCGUUGCGGUGCUGCUGUGAUCGUCUCUUCACGUUAUCCCGAAGAUGCGCUCUCCCGGUACCGACAGGAGGCAGAUUUUGAUGACUGGGCUCAGAGAUUAAGGAUCAUCGGGGCGGACUUCCGAGCAGCAGCUGAUGCUUUCGCUCUAGUCCAAACCAUCAAGAGAGUUCUUGAGCAAGAAGGAUGGGGUCUUGAUUAUCUGAUCAAUAACGCCGCCCAAACUCUUACGGAUCCAGUUGAGAAAGAGGAGCGUGCCAUAGAACAUGAGUGGUUUCUGCUUGACAAUCCGUCGGACGAUGGCAAAAGCAUAGUCGUACGCCAAGGCUACUCACCUCGUGUACGAGGUGGUGCCGGUAGUCUUCCUGAUGGUGUGGCGGGAAAGGUUUCUGGCAGUAUUGCCGGGCCUUCAGUUCCUAAGAACACGUCCCUUUCUGACCCAAUGUCUAAGCUGCAGAUAUCUAGCACAGAUACGUCAGCCCCAUCAUCUUGGGUUCAGUCACUCUCGGAGAUCCCUUACGAGGAUGUCAUCACCGCACACAGCGUAAAUACUUUUGUGCCUCUGAUACUGAUCAGGGAGCUGCUACCUUCGAUGCGAAAAGGGGGUCACAUCGUCAACGUCUCUUCCAGAGAAGGUAUUUUUGAGUCAACUCAACGCAGUUCCGCCAAGAAUAGCAAGCAUGUCCACACCAAUAUGUCAAAGGCUGGGCUGAAUAUGAUCACCGAGACGGAGGCGCCGACGGCUUGGAAGCUAGGCGUGGCCAUGAACACUGUCGAUCCAGGCUACAUGAGUGCCGCUCCAGAAUUUGAGCAGGCCUACGGCGGCGAGCGGCCCAUUGGCUGGGAGGAUGGUGCUGGUCGCGUCCUGUGGCCCAUAGCCAGGGCUGGCAGGAAGCAAUUGUAUUCUCCCCCUAUUUGGGGACGAUUCUUGAAGCACUAUGGCGCGGUCAGAGUUGAUACCCGACUAGGCCGUGGAUGA
This is a messenger RNA of Colletotrichum fioriniae, 2637 nucleotides long. RefSeq lists its product as uncharacterized. Gene Ontology annotation, cellular component: cytoplasm. Gene Ontology annotation, molecular function: oxidoreductase activity. The record is from RefSeq and is a predicted model, not a curated record. NCBI's taxonomy places the organism in Eukaryota, Fungi, Ascomycota, Sordariomycetes, Glomerellales, Glomerellaceae.